AAUAAUCGAGGAAACUCAAGAGAUUCUUCCCCGUAGCUAACUCUAGCUAGCAGACUAAUCUCCUGAACAACGCAGUUGGGUUGUUUUUUGGCCGUUUCAAUGCCUAUGUCUUCUGUCUUUUAUAUUUCAGUGUGUUUCUAAUAGGCCGUCAGUGUCAAAAGUGAGGCACACACGGAGGGACAAGUUUAAAAUACGCUGGAUGUUUGGCCACUGUUGCUUUCUCCCAGGAUGCUAGCACAUAAGCAAGCCAACUAGCUAGCCAACCUGCUAAGGUAGCCAAAUAGCAGCACUGUCCGGAUGCUUUGAAGAGCAACGCAGCGGAUUUUGGGGAGUUUCUAGUCGGCCUCGCAUGAUGUCAGGCAACCGGCCACAGCAGAGCCCCGGUGGAGCGAGCUCAGUGCCCAGCACGAGCAGCAGCAGUAGCACGGGUAACUCAAACAGUAGCGGUGGGAGCAACGCCGUCACAAGUAAUGGGAACAAUUCUGCAAAUGUUGUGCCCUCCCGGACCCUACCAGCAGCCACCGAGGGCGGCUUGGCGGUGCCAACUUUGGCCGCCGUACCCUCGUCUCGGGGCGGCUUUGCUUCCCUGAGCAGACCCUCUGCGUCUUCAGGCAGCCGAAAGAAAUCCCACCACCAAGCACCCCUCUACAACGGCCUCUUGAAUUCAUACGAAGAUAAAAGCAACGAUUUUGUCUGCCCAAUUUGCUUCGAGAUGAUAGAAGAGGCACACAUGACAAAAUGUGGGCACAGUUUUUGUUUCAAGUGUAUCCGCCAGAGUCUGGAGGACAGCAAUAGAUGUCCCAAGUGUAAUUAUAUUGUCGAUAACGUUGAUCAGCUUUACCCAAACUUUCUUGUAAAUGAACUGAUUCUUAAACAGAAACAGAGGUCGGAAGAGAAGAGACUAAAACUAGAUCAUCCUAAUGGGUCUCGGUGGCAGGUGUUCCAGGAUGUUUUGAGUCCUGACCAGGAGAACUUGGACCUGGCAAACGUCAACCUGAUGCUGGAGCUCCUAGUCCAGAAAAAGAAGCAGCUGGAGGCGGAAUCCCAAGCCGCUCAGAGACAGAUCCUUAUGGAGUUCCUCAAAGAAGCCAGGAGAAACAAGAGAGAACAACUUGAGCAACUGCAGAAAGAGCUCAACUUUCUCGAGGAGGACAUUAAACGUGUUGAGGAAAUGAGCGGCCUGUACUGUCCAAUGAUGGAGGCGGAGUGUACGGUGCCUAAUGUGGAGGCUCCAUCACCAGCACCCAGCUGCAGCAGUAUUAUUGAGGCACCAGACUACAGCCAGCCUCCAGGAUUUGGUGGAACAACCCAGGGCAAGAGACAGACCUGGUACAACAGCACCCUGGCGUCACGGAGGAAGAGGCUGACUGCUCAUUUUGAGGAUCUGGAACAGUGCUACUUCUCCAACAAGAUGUCACGCAUCACCGAUGAAGGCAGGAACCUGAACCAGCUGGAUGACUUCAUGGAGUGCCUGUCAAAGUUCACCCGCUACAACUCUGUGCGGCCGCUCGCCACCCUCUCGUACGCCAGCGACCUGUACAACGGCUCCAGUAUUGUCUCCAGUAUUGAGUUUGACCGUGACUGUGACUACUUUGCCAUCGCCGGUGUGACCAAGAAGAUCAAGGUGUUUGAGUACGGCACAGUGAUCCAGGACGCCGUGGACAUCCAUUACCCUGUUAAUGAAAUGACCUGCAAUUCCAAAAUCAGCUGUAUCAGCUGGAGCAGCUAUCACAAGAACCUUCUGGCCAGCAGUGACUAUGAGGGGACUGUGAUCCUGUGGGACGGGUUCACAGGCCAGAGGUCCAAAGUCUACCAGGAACAUGAAAAAAGGUGUUGGAGUGUCGACUUUAAUCUGAUGGACCCAAAGCUGUUAGCCUCCGGUUCAGAUGAUGCUAAAGUGAAGUUAUGGUCGACCAAUCUUGACAACUCUGUGGCCAGCAUCGAGGCCAAGGCCAACGUCUGCUGUGUGAAGUUCAGUCCGACCUCCAGGUAUCAUCUGGCCUUCGGCUGCGCAGACCACUGUGUCCACUACUACGAUCUACGCAACACUAAGCAGCCAAUCAUGGUGUUCAAAGGCCACAGGAAGGCGGUGUCUUACGCUAAGUUCGUCAACGGAGAGGAAAUUGUUUCUGCUUCAACAGACAGUCAGCUGAAGCUGUGGAACGUCAACAAACCUCACUGCCUGCGCUCCUUCAAGGGUCACAUCAACGAGAAGAACUUCGUAGGCCUGGCCUCCAACGGAGACUAUGUUGCCUGUGGCAGUGAAAACAACUCCCUGUACCUGUACUACAAAGGCCUUUCCAAGACACUGUUAACGUUCAAGUUUGACACGGUGAAGAGCGUUCUGGACAAAGACAAGAAGGAAGACGACACCAAUGAGUUUGUCAGUGCUGUCUGCUGGAGAGCUCUGCCCGACGGAGAGUCAAAUGUACUGAUUGCUGCAAACAGUCAAGGAACCAUCAAGGUGCUGGAGCUCGUCUGAAGGCCCACCAUGUCUCCAGUGUGAUAGAACUCCCAUGAGCCUCUCUUCGUUGGGCAGUGGAUCAGUCUGAUGCAGGGCAGACUAAGGCUGCCUCGGAGAGCAGAAAUAAAUUGAACCCGUCUUAUUUUAAUGAGCUACAGCAGAAAGACUUUGGACGGAUACAUCGGUAUAGCAUGUGCUGUCAUUUCACAGCCCAGAGACGAGGACCCGGCCGAGGCACGCAACGAAACAAGAGACUUCAGAAAGCAUUUUUGUUUCUUUUCAGUAAAGUUAUAUCGACUAAAAUACAACGCCUCCUUAUGGUUUUAGGUCAAUUUAAAACGUGUACCUUUUAAUCAAGCUAUUGCUCUCAAGGGUACAUCCAGCCAAAUGCUACUAGUGUGAUGCAUUUCCCCUUUUAAAGGCCAAAGCACAAGACAAGAGGACAUGCAAGAAUGAUGUCUACACAUGAAGCUUUUAAACCCUCUCCCGCCCUCAUUGUUUGUCAACCGCCUGUUUUCUUUCCCCUUUAUGUGUAGUUUUUCAGAUUGGAAGAAACCAGUUUUAAUAAAUAUAACUUGAAUUUCAUUCUGUCAAGCGUAACGUCAGUUCCUUUUCUGGCAUUGGAGUGCAGAAUGUGAGGUAGUGUACAGAAGUCAAGGAAGACCAAUGUUUUAUGUUGCUAUUGACACAACCUGUUUGUGAUCACAGUGAAACUCGUAUAACUUAAGGCAUUGACCUGCAGUGCUACAUCAAACUGGAUUAUUUUCCACGUAUGUCAGCUGUUUGUUGCUUGUUGAAAAUGAAAACCUCACAGUAUCUGAUUUUGUUCUAUUUUUAAUGUAGCAAUGGAAUUACUGUUCGCGUACUGUAGGGUUGAAACAUCUGCAUUUUAAUGCAAACUGCUGUCAGUUUCUGUUAAUGGGUGAUCCAUGUUGACAACAUUGACACAGAGAGGAUUUGGUAAACCGCCAAUACCUACCUAUUUUAUGAUAAUUAAGUGAGAGGUGUUUUGUAUUUGUAUAACUGAAUAAAUUAUUUCAAAACAA
Molecule: messenger RNA, 3510 nt
Organism: Gymnodraco acuticeps
Lineage: Eukaryota; Metazoa; Chordata; Actinopteri; Perciformes; Bathydraconidae
Gene: cop1
Product: COP1 E3 ubiquitin ligase
Exons: 20
Coding region: 350-2482 (710 amino acids)
Biological process (GO): proteasome-mediated ubiquitin-dependent protein catabolic process
Molecular function (GO): protein binding; ubiquitin protein ligase activity
Source: RefSeq, a predicted model, not a curated record